Molecule: messenger RNA, 1788 nt
Organism: Amaranthus tricolor (Joseph's coat)
Lineage: Eukaryota; Viridiplantae; Streptophyta; Magnoliopsida; Caryophyllales; Amaranthaceae
Exons: 4
Coding region: 1-1788 (595 amino acids)
Source: RefSeq, a predicted model, not a curated record
AUGUCAAGUAAUUCAAGUUCAUCUUGUUUGAAAAAGUCAAAAGCAAAGGAAAGACAACCCGAUCUUCGUGAAUUAUUGUUUAAAAGAAUGAAAUCCCAACAAACAUCUAACGAAGGCAAUGAAUCUUCUCCUUUAAGUUCCCCUCUAAGUCCUCCUUUAAGUUCCCCUCCAAGUGAAGAUGUUAAUAUGGAAGUAGGUGGUUCAAGUAGUUGUGAUGAACCAUUGGAUGAUGAAUGGGUGUAUGAUGUUGAACUUCUUCCUCAUGACCCGGGAUUGAGGAAAAACAUAAUGGAUUAUCCCCCUAAUGAAAGAAAUCCGGUUAGGAGAGCAUAUAUUCUUAAAAAACCUUGCCAACCAAAAACUCAUAUUCGUUUGAAUGCAUCCUUAACUUGUUUGAGAUUUCUUUUGGGCCAAGGUUUGGCAUUCCGAGGACAUGAUGAAAGUGAGGAGUCAUAUAGUAGAGGUAACUUUCUUGAGCUUUUGAAGUGGUUGGGGGGGAAGGUUGAGGAAAUAGGAAAAUAUACUUUCCAAAAUGCACCCAAAAAUUGUCAAUUAACAUCUCCCAAAAUUCAAAAAGACAUUAUCACUUGUUGUGCAAAAGAGACUACUAAGCGCAUAAUAGAAGAGGUUGGUGAUGGUUACUUUUCUAUUUUGGCCGAUGAAUCAAGUGAUGUGUCUCAAAAAGAACAACUAGCUCUUGUUUUGCGGUUUGUUAAUAGAGAAAAUGGAUCGGUAGUGGAACGCUUUUUAGGCAUUCUACAUGUGGGUGAUACUACCGCUUUGUCUCUUAAAAAUGCCAUUAUGUCCUUGCUUAUGGAACAUUCAUUGAGUCCUUCCAUGAUAAGAGGUCAAGGGUAUGAUGGGGCAAGUAACAUGAGGGGUGAAAUCAAUGGCCUCAAGACUUUGAUUAUGAAUGAUACUCCAAGAGCCUAUUACAUUCAUUGUUUUGCUCAUCAACUUCAACUAACUCUAGUUGCGGUUGCUAAAAAGAAUUUAAUUAGAAGAGACCUUAUUCGAAAAAACCAAGCUCAAGUAGUGGCUCAAGCUUUGGAAGUGGGGGAAAUUGAAAGUGGAUCGGGUUUGAAUCAAGAACGUGGUUUGAGUAGGCCGGGAGAUACACGUUGGGGAUCUCAUUACAAGUGUCUAAUAAGUAUCAUCAACUUGUUUCCUUCAAUUGUUAAAGUGCUUGAGGAGAUUGGAGAAAAUGGCUCUCCGGAUGAUAAGCUCAAAGCUCAAAUGAGGGAUCAAGGAUGGGAUAGUCUCUUAGACAAAGUCAUUUUAUUUUGUACUAAACACGAGAUUGAUGUUCCAUCUAUGGAUGCUCAAUAUGUACCUCAAGGAAGAUCAAGACGUUUUGCUAAACAAGCAACAAAUCUACAUCAUUUUCGCGUUGACAUUUUUUUGGAAGUAAUUGAUUUGCAUCUUCAAGAGAUUGAUAACCGUUUUAAUGAGAAGAACAUGGAGUUACUUACAUGCAUGGCUUCCCUGAGUCCUAGAGGUAACUUUUCAUCUUUUGAUAAAGAGAGGAUACUUAAACUUGCUUCUUUAUAUCCCGAAGAGUUUUCAUGUUUUGAUUUAACGGCUCUUGAUCUUCAACUUGAUGUCUUCUUGGAUUCUAUGCAAAAUGAUGAAAGAUUUCAUGAUUUGCAAGAUAUCAAUUCUCUUUCCAUGAUGCUUUUCUCUAUAGCUACCAAUCUAUAUGAUAUGAAGGCAAAGGUGAAAAAGAUUCACGCGAUUAGUUGCAUUGGCAAUCUAUACAUCACUCAUUAUGACCUAAAUUCUUACUGA